GUCUUUGCACAGUGACACCGGCUGUUCUCUGGCGGUUGAAGUGUUAGUGCAGCAUGGCAACCAUGGCGGCAACCAAGGUGCCAGAGGUGCGAGACGUCACCCGAAUUGAGAGGAUCGGUGCACACUCUCACAUCAGAGGGCUUGGCCUUGACGAUGCAUUGGAACCCCGCCAGGUAUCGCAGGGCAUGGUGGGACAGCUGGCAGCCAGGAGGGCAGCAGGAGUUAUUCUGGAAAUGAUCAAGGAAGGGAAGAUUGCUGGGCGAGCAGUGCUUAUUGCUGGACAGCCGGGCACAGGAAAAACAGCCAUUGCUAUGGGAAUGGCUCAGGCUUUGGGCUCUGACACACCUUUUACAGCCAUUGCUGGAAGUGAAAUCUUUUCACUGGAGAUGAGCAAAACCGAAGCCCUGACGCAAGCUUUCCGAAGGUCCAUUGGUGUGAGGAUCAAGGAAGAAACAGAGAUCAUUGAAGGGGAAGUUGUUGAAGUUCAGAUUGAUAGACCUGCCACUGGAACAGGUGCAAAAGUUGGUAAGCUGACUCUAAAGACAACUGAGAUGGAGACCAUUUAUGAUCUUGGAACAAAGAUGAUUGAGUCUUUAACAAAGGAAAAAGUACAGGCAGGGGAUGUAAUUACCAUCGAUAAAGCUACAGGCAAAAUAACGAAGCUGGGUCGUGCCUUCACAAGGGCCCGGGAUUAUGAUGCCAUGGGAUCUCAGACUAAGUUUGUUCAGUGCCCUGACGGGGAGCUUCAGAAGCGCAAGGAAGUCGUACAUACUGUGUCACUGCAUGAAAUUGAUGUGAUAAACAGUCGGACGCAAGGAUUCCUUGCUCUCUUUUCAGGAGACACAGGGGAAAUUAAAUCAGAGGUGCGAGAACAAAUCAAUGCGAAAGUUGCAGAAUGGAGAGAAGAGGGGAAGGCUGAAAUUAUUCCUGGUGUGCUAUUCAUAGAUGAGGUUCACAUGCUGGAUAUCGAAUGCUUCUCCUUUCUGAAUAGAGCUUUGGAAAGUGACAUGGCCCCUGUUCUCAUAAUGGCCACAAACAGAGGAAUAACCAGAAUUCGUGGCACGAACUACCAGAGUCCCCAUGGAAUUCCUAUUGAUUUAUUGGAUCGGUUACUCAUUAUCUCCACCUCGCCAUACAAUGAAAAAGAGACCAAACAGAUCCUAAAGAUCAGGUGCGAGGAGGAAGACGUGGAUAUGAGUGAAGAUGCUUACACUGUUCUGACAAGGAUCGGCCUAGAGACUUCUCUCCGAUAUUCCAUGCAGCUUAUCACAGCAGCUAGCUUGGUCUGUAGGAAGAGGAAGGGAACCGAGGUGCAAGUGGAUGAUAUCAAACGGGUAUACUCGCUCUUUCUUGAUGAGUCACGGUCAACACAGUACAUGAAGGAAUACCAGGAUGCCUUUAUGUUUAAUGAAAUGAAAACGGACACCAUGGAGACAUCCUGAUGAUGGCUGUUUGGCGUCAUUUGUCUUCUUUUUUUUUUUUUUCCACUUCACUUGGUUCUUACUGUUUUGUUACAUGCCUUAACUUGUAUGACAAAUGCUGUGACCCCCUCAGUAUCUGUUUUAUAUAAAAUAUUCGGACUAAA
This is a messenger RNA of Xenopus laevis (African clawed frog), 1585 nucleotides long. RefSeq names its product RuvB like AAA ATPase 2 L homeolog (gene ruvbl2.L). The record is from RefSeq and is marked provisional. Gene Ontology annotation, molecular function: ATP binding; ATP-dependent activity, acting on DNA; DNA helicase activity. NCBI's taxonomy places the organism in Eukaryota, Metazoa, Chordata, Amphibia, Anura, Pipidae. Gene Ontology annotation, cellular component: nucleus; dynein axonemal particle.